Messenger RNA from Pundamilia nyererei, 2175 nucleotides. RefSeq names its product PH domain-containing protein DDB_G0287875-like. The transcript has 6 exons. The record is from RefSeq and is a predicted model, not a curated record. Lineage: Eukaryota; Metazoa; Chordata; Actinopteri; Cichliformes; Cichlidae. The coding region runs from base 205 to 2094 and encodes 629 amino acids.
GUCGGGUAAAAUUCAGGGGUAGGAACUUUCUGUUGGGGGAUGUGUGUUGCAAGGGGGAACAAAACAAAGUCCGGACUGAGGGACACGCUGCUGUUUUGGUCAUGUGCUAGUCGUAAAGUUUUUAUCGUCCUCAUGGAAGAAUCGUCGCUUGUGCCUUAACUUUUUGUGGUGUCGUGGGGAGUUUGAGUGUCCGCAUUUGGAAAAAUGCAGGAUCAUAAUUAUUAUUUCUCAGGAGAAAAGAUCAAGGACGUGCUGUCGAACAAGCUGGGGCACGAAGAGGAAAAACUGGAAGAAACGAAAGUGUUCUUAGGCGUCGCCUUCUCCAGGUGGACCUCGCUGAAGAGGGACAAAAGUUUUCAGAGUGAUGCCGAAGUGGCCUGCUUUCUGCUGGACAGCUAUGAGAGAGUUGUGAUGACAUCAGCGCCCACAAAGGAAAAGCCUUCACAAGUCCCAGCCCCAGCUACCUUUGGCACCAGUCAUUCUUUUAAUGGAGCCAACAGCUAUGAGAGAGUUGUGAUGACAUCAGCGCCCACAAAGGAAAAGCCUUCACAAGUCCCAGCCCCAGCUACCACUGAUACCGCUCGUUCUUUCAACAGCUAUGAGAGAGUUGUGAUGACAUCAUUGGCUACAAAGGAAAAACCGUUACAAGUCAUAGGUCCAGCUGCCUUUGGCGCCACUUUGAGUGGCGCAAACAGAUUUCCGUAUCCAAGAUUGCCAAACGGAGUGGGGAUGCGUCCAGUGACUAACCUUCAACCACCUGACCCCAGAAUUCUCAAAAUGCUUGUAUUUGUACCUCCACGAGCAACAUCAGUGUUAACACAAGUCAGGAGAAAUGCCCAAGAUGCUCCACCUCAAUUAAAUGCUGGUCUGAAACAGCGGGUCAUAGAUCAUCUCCAGCUAAAGAAAAAACAGGAAGAAGGGCCCACAAAGAUGGAGCUGGAGGAGCGUUGUAUAAAGAUGGAGCUGGAGGAGCGUCAUAUAGAGGAGGAGCAGGAGAAGUGUUGUAUAAAGAUGGAGCUGGAAGAGCAUCGUAUAAAGGUCGAGGUGGAGGAGCGUCGUAUAGAGACGGAGCUGGAGGAGCGUCAUAUAGAGAUGGAUCUGGAGGAGCGUCGUAUAAUAAAUCAGCAGGAGCGCAUUGAAAAGGAGGAGCAGGAAGAAUGCCACUUAAAAGACGAACACAAAGAACGCCAAAUAAAGGAGGAGCAGGAGGAACAUCACAUAAAUAGCAAAGAGGUUGAAGUGAAUCUUAAUGGGAUAAAGGAGGCUGAUAUCACUGGGUUCCUGCUCACUUCUGUUCAUGUGAAGAGUGAAAAUGAUGAAAAGAAACCGCAGUCCCCACAACCUCAUCAAGGCCCGCCUCUCAAAAACAUGGAAGCACAGACACAAACCAGAGGAUCAGGUAAACAAAUGAAAACAGAAACUGAGGACGAUGAAGGAAGCAAAAAGGCUAGGAACUCUUAUCACAGUAGCUGUUUACCACAGAAUACUAAUUUACAGGCUUCAGACUUCACCGAGACUAAAGAUGGUACUGUGGAUGGUGAUAAUUAUUGGCAGGAGCCAUUGUCUGCUUCUGAACCUGAAACUGAAGAUGGCAAGAGUAAAAAUUCUAACCUGCAUCAGUCUCUGUCAGAAUCUGGAUCUGAAACUGAAGACAGCAGCAUUGAUAAUUAUAACUUGCACGGAUCUUCAUCAGAACCUGGCUCUGAAACUGAAGACAGCAGCAUUGAUAAUUAUAACUUGCACGAAUCUUCAUCAGAAUCUGGAUCUGAAACGGAAAGCAGCAGCAGCAUUGAUAAUUAUAACUUGCAUGGACCUUCAUCAGAAUCUGGAUCUGAAACGGAAAGUAGUAGCAGCAGCACAAGCACAAGCACAAGCAGCAGCAGCGUUGAUAAUUAUAAUUUGCACAGACCUUCAUCAGAAUCUGGAUCUGAAACUGAAGGCAGCAUCAAUGAAGAUGAUGGUAAAUGGCGGAAACCGUUGUUAAACUCUGAACCUAAACUUGUAAACAGUGGUGCAAAUGGAAAAAAGCGAUUUCACACACCAGAGAAACCCUUUCGUUGUAAAAUUAGACGUAAAACAAGUAAAAUAUUUUAAUAAACUAAAACAGAUUACUUAAGACUCAUAGGACAGGACAAACAGUUUGCAGCUUUUAUAAAAAAAAAAAAAAAAUGAUGA